Messenger RNA from Hippocampus comes (tiger tail seahorse), 2777 nucleotides. It is a transcript of the gene cdk19, whose product is annotated as cyclin dependent kinase 19. Gene Ontology annotation, cellular component: cytosol; nucleus. Gene Ontology annotation, molecular function: ATP binding; protein serine/threonine kinase activity. Gene Ontology annotation, biological process: protein phosphorylation. The coding region runs from base 151 to 1770 and encodes 539 amino acids. The transcript is spliced from 13 exons. The record is from RefSeq and is a predicted model, not a curated record. NCBI's taxonomy places the organism in Eukaryota, Metazoa, Chordata, Actinopteri, Syngnathiformes, Syngnathidae.
ACGUCAACGAGCCAGUGAACAUUAAGCGGAGCAGACCAAAAUCCCAAACAAGGAAAUGGUGGGGGAAUAAACCGACCAGAUUAUUUAAUUAAUGCAUGUAAUAAUUAAUAUUUUAUUUUAUUGUAAAUUACGACGUAUUUAUGGGUUAGAAUGGAUUACGACUUCAAAACAAAGCUGGCUGCCGAGAGAGAGAGAGUAGAAGAUCUGUUCGAAUAUGAAGGUUGCAAAGUGGGUCGAGGCACCUACGGGCACGUUUAUAAAGCUAAACGCAAAGACGGGAUAGAUGAGAAGGAAUAUGCACUGAAACAAAUAGAAGGCACUGGAAUUUCAAUGUCUGCGUGCAGGGAAAUUGCGCUGUUACGAGAAUUGAAACAUCCCAACGUGAUUGCCCUGCAGAAAGUGUUCCUCUCCCACAGUGACAGAAAGGUUUCGCUCCUGUUAGACUAUGCUGAACAUGACCUCUGGCAUAUUAUCAAGUUCCACCGUGCCUCCAAGGCCAACAAAAAGCCCAUGCAGCUGCCCCGAGGGAUGGUGAAGUCGCUGCUGUAUCAGAUUCUGGAUGGGAUCCAUUACCUCCACGCCAACUGGGUCCUCCACAGGGAUCUGAAACCAGCUAACAUCUUGGUCAUGGGAGAAGGACCCGAACGAGGAAGAGUUAAAAUCGCCGACAUGGGUUUCGCAAGACUCUUCAACUCUCCCCUCAAGCCACUGGCUGACCUCGAUCCUGUGGUGGUGACGUUCUGGUACAGGGCCCCCGAGCUCCUGUUGGGGGCCCGCCACUACACUAAAGCUAUUGAUAUCUGGGCCAUCGGCUGCAUCUUCGCGGAGCUGCUAACGUCAGAGCCCAUUUUUCAUUGUCGCCAGGAAGACAUCAAGACCAGCAACCCCUUUCAUCAUGACCAGCUGGACAGGAUAUUCAGCGUCAUGGGUUACCCGGCAGAUAAAGACUGGGAAGACAUCCGGAAGAUGCCAGAAUAUCCAACGCUUCAGAAAGACUUCAGAAGAACAACCUAUGCAAACAGCAGCCUGAUCAAAUACAUGGAGAAACACAAAGUCAAACCAGAUAGCAAAGUUUUCUUGUUGCUCCAGAAGCUUCUCACCAUGGACCCCACCAAAAGAAUCACAUCGGAGCAAGCGCUGCAGGAUCCCUACUUCCUGGAGGACCCGUUACCGACCACUGAUGUGUUUGCCGGUUGCCAGAUCCCGUACCCAAAAAGAGAAUUUCUCAACGAAGACGAGCCAGAGGAGAAAGCAGAAAAGCGCUUGCCUUGUGUGCUCGCUCGCAGAACCAGACACAACAGCACCAGCAGACAACAGGCCAGACUCAGGCGCAGAACCAGCAGCAAACGGCAGCCCAGCAGGCCCCAUCUCAGCAGAACUCAACCCAAACCAACGGCACCUCCGCAGCCACGGGAGCCAACGCCGGCGGGGGUUUACAACACGGACAGGACCAGGGCCCCGCCAAUAAAAAACCCCGCAUCGGACCCUCGGGCACCUCUUCGGGCACCGGGGUGCUCCAGUCAGAGUACCAGCACUCCAGCUCCCGCCUUGGUUACCAAAGCAACGUCCAAGGCCCCAAUCAGCCGCAGGCCGCCAUGGGGUACACGUCGUCAUCCCAACAGAGCUCCCAGUAUUCCCACCAGACCCAUCGUUACUGAGACUCCGGGUCACUCCUUGAACCAGCAGAGGGGUGGACGACCUCCUCCACAGAUGUCACCAUUGGACGCUAGCAGGAAGCGGCUCCUUCGCCCCGGGUUUCUCACUGCAUGACAUCAUUCCAGCGUUUUGACGCAUAGUCACAUGAAGGCAAACCCACAGGAAACAAAAACUAAAGCAAAUACUGUCUCUGAUGACACAUUUUGGUCACCUUCUAUAUACAUCUAUCUCUCUAUAUCUCUAUAUAAAAAUAUAGAGAUAUAGACAGAGAUAUAUGAAGGUGACACACAUACUCCAAACGUAUGGCACUUACGAACACACCGUUCCUCACGAGGAAAGGAUUGCAGCUCCUAUAUCGCACCUUUUUCUAUUUGAUUUGUUACUUUUCAAGCUUGAUGUCAGUGUAAAUAUUACAUCUGGAGGUGGACAGGACGAAGGACGGAGGGUCCUUGAGUGGCAUCUAAAUCCUUGGAUAAUCAAAUGCAAACUUGCUCAAAACAAAAACAAACAUUUAUUAUACAGACAAUAUCGAAUGCGCAAUUUAACUUGACGGCAUUCUCAUGAGGUUCCUGUAUUCAGAGCUCGAAUGUGCAGAAGCAAAGUCUUUUUACUGAAAGUCAUGUACAUUCAUCUGAGCCACUGUCUUCAGUAACCAGUAACUGUUGGGCCACAAAGCGGAGGAUCUUUGGGGCUGGGGGGGGGGGGUUGUUUUUGGACUGCCAGGGGGACAUUUUUGCAUUCCGCCACAAACUGGAACGUGCGCAUAAACAUACAGGGCAGCUAACGGUAAGCGCCUCCCCCCCCCUCAGACCCCACCUUGUGCGCUUCAUGAGACUGUUACUGACUGAUGUCAAUUUGUUUUGUAUUGUUGUUAUUGCCGUGUGCGGGCAGGCGGGUGGCUGUUGGAUGCAUGUUUUACCUUUGACUCGCUAGAAAUGCACUGACUGUCGAAGCGAUCUUUAAAAGAGCUGAAACAAACGCUUGUGGCCCCAGAUGACCCUUCCCUGCUCCUCAGGCUGAGCACGCCGCGCAGGUUUGAUCAGGACUACCUGUAUGUCACGUUUUUUUUUUUUUUUAAAGUGGGUGUGUUCUUUAAUGCAACAGAAUGAGUUGACAGCCAA